This is a messenger RNA of Seriola dumerili (greater amberjack), 1792 nucleotides long. Its product is annotated as myelin-associated glycoprotein-like. The record is from RefSeq and is a predicted model, not a curated record. The transcript is spliced from 12 exons. NCBI's taxonomy places the organism in Eukaryota, Metazoa, Chordata, Actinopteri, Carangiformes, Carangidae. The coding region runs from base 101 to 1402 and encodes 433 amino acids.
ACACUUCCUGUUUUGAAUAUUCAUUCCUCAUUCAAAGCGUAUCCACAAACACACAGAGGUCUGUUCUGGACGAACUGCUCAUCAUCAUUUGACAGCUGAGAUGGGUGUUGGUCUGAUGCUUGUCGCUUUGCUCAUCGCAGUGAUGCAAGGUGUCUUCAGUAAAACCUGGGAUGUGACGCUGCCUCAGAGCAUCACGAGCAUGACUAACUCCUGCGUCACAGUUCCGUGUCACUUCGAGGUCCCGGACGAUCAGGAAGCAAACCUCCUGAACUGCUCAGACAGGGGUCUUUGGAGGAAAGGGACACUCGCUGGUCCCAUCGUGUUAGAUUCACAAAAUCCUUUCAAUAACCAAGUACAAGGGCAAGUAGUUGGGGACUUAACAAAGAAGAACUGCACCACAGUGUUCUCGAGCUUCCCAAAGGACUACAGCGACAUGUACUUCUUCAGGCUGGAAUGUCUGAACACCAUCAAAUACACGUUCAGUGUUGGAGUCAUGAUCACCUUUCAGCCAGCCCCGCCUCCUCCCACGCUCACCUUUGUGAGUCAAGUGUCAGAGGGAGCCCAGGUGAGGCUGCAGUGUUCGGUCCCAGUGCCGUGCUCCAUCCUGCCCCCCUCCCUCACCUGGCUCCCCCGGGACACCUCCAGACAGGAGGACACUCAAAUGCUGCAGACUGCAGAUGGGCACAUGAUGAUGACAUCCACACUGACCUUCGUGGCCACAGCCGACCAUCAGAACCAGAGCAUCGUCUGCUCAGUGUCCUACCCGCUGUCAAAAGGGGGCAGCACUGAACCGUCUGCAGCAACUCAGAGACUCAACAUCCUGUAUGCUCCUAGAUUCACUACGGCAACACUCAGCACGUCUGGUCCUGUUUCUGAGGGACGCACUGUGAUCUUCACAUGUUCAAGUGAUGCCAACCCCCCUGUGAGCCGCUACAGCUGGCACAGAGACAACCGUGGAAUACUGACUAGGAUGGGACAAGGAGAAACGCUGGUCCUACAGGUCAGCCAGGAGGACAGUGGGGUGUAUCUGUGCGAAGCUCAAAACUCAAGGGGCUCUCACCGGUCCAGACCGUUGUCUCUGGAGGUCAUUGCCACUAAAGGCAGAAGUGAGGAUUUAAUGGUGGUUCCCUACAUUAUAUGUGGAGUGGUGUUGGUCCUCUACAUCCUGACUGUUGUUGUCGAUUUGUACAAGUAUCAAAGUCUUUCCAGGAGGCUGAAGCAGAUUGAGCUGAAGGGGGAACACACCUACAGUGAUCUGAGGACCGUCAGUGUCACCUCUGACUAUGACCGACUCCAGUUUCGACAGCCUAAAACGAAGCCGCCUCCUGAACCUUCGGACUAUGAGAAUGGCGUCACCCUGCAAACCGUUUUCAAAAGUCUGCCACCGCCAAAUCAGACCUGAAGGCAUGAGUUGAAGUUUUCGAUAAAGUGGUUUAAAUAUAUACGUUAAGUAGCUUCUACUCUGUGUUCUUUAUCUACUUGUUCGAAGCAUCAUGCUUAUUUUUAUUUAGAACUUUUUUUGCACCAUUGCAUAUAAUUCUACUGUAGAUAUCUCACAUGUACUUUUGUACAAAUUUCCUGUUGUUCAUACAUUUGAAAAAUAUAUGAUGUGAAACUAUAUAAUUAUUAAUCAUCUUCAGACCAUCAUCAGGACACUUUUAGGGUUUUUGGUGAUGUAACUGCCACUUUCCUUUCCCUCCAGCUUCGUGGCUGACCAUGUGUAUGACACACAACAUGGCGAUGUCACCAUCUGCCUCGCUAAUUUCCUGUGAAAUAAAAACAAAGAAGCUGA